Messenger RNA from Pangasianodon hypophthalmus (striped catfish), 2936 nucleotides. RefSeq names its product synaptogyrin 1a (gene syngr1a). The transcript has 5 exons. Gene Ontology annotation, cellular component: synaptic vesicle membrane; neuromuscular junction. The coding region runs from base 256 to 942 and encodes 228 amino acids. The record is from RefSeq and is a predicted model, not a curated record. Lineage: Eukaryota; Metazoa; Chordata; Actinopteri; Siluriformes; Pangasiidae.
CUAUCCCGUUACUGAGGAGAAAGCGCACGAGUUUCGUGGCACUCGCACGCGCCUGCAGUCACGCGGACGCGCUCUCGUGCUUCUCUUCCCGCCCAUGAAGAGUGAGAGAGAGACUUUAGGCUAGCGGCAGACUCGGGGGAGCACAUCUCUGCGACACGCGUAAACGAGGAGUAAACGAGGAUUCGACUGGACAGUCAGUUUUUUACAGCGCGUCAGCCCAUUGAGCUGUUAGGAGCGGUGCCAGACUGCAGGAGAAUGGAUCAGGCAUACGGGGCAGGAAAAGCCGGAGGAGCCUUCGAUCUGGUAUCGUUUAUCCAGCAGCCCCAACCUAUCCUCCGCCUCGUGUCCUGGAUCUUCUCCAUCGUGAUUUUUGGGUGUAUUGCCAAUGAGGGCUAUGUGAACCGACCUGAUGCAGAGGAGGAGUACUGCAUCUUUAACCGUAACCAGAAUGCCUGUAACUACGGUGUGACUAUGGGCUCUCUGGCCUUUCUCACCUGUCUUGCCUUCUUGGCCUUGGACGCCUAUUUCCCACAAAUCAGUGGAGUCAAAGACCGUAAGAAAGUCGUUCUGGCAGACAUCAGCUUCUCGGCCGUCUGGGCCUUCAUGUGGUUUGUGGGCUUCUGUUUCCUGACCAAUCAGUGGCAGGUGACCAAUCCUGAAGACAACCCCUUAAACGAGGGUGCAGAUGCAGCAAGAGCAGCCAUCACAUUUUCCUUCUUCUCCAUCUUCACAUGGGCUGGUCAGGCUUUCCUGGCAUUUCAGAGGUACAAGCUCGGAGCAAGUUCCAGUCUCUUCUCGCAGAACUACACUGACCCAAAUGAGGAUGCAGCAGUGCGCUCUGAAGGCAUGGAGUACCCAGGCUACACAGGAGACAUGGAGGCACCAGGCAGUAUGCAUACCAACUAUGAUGGAUCUUCUGGUUACCAGACCCAAGAGUACUAAGGGGCCUUGCAAUCAGCCCAUGAAGGUUUAUUGUAAGAGCUAUAAUGGGCAUAUAUAGGAUGAAGAACGUUGCGCAAAGUGGAACUUUGGGGUGAGAUAAUGAAACAGACGCUGGCUAUCUUAUGGGGUUUGAGGGAGCAAUAUGUGGUAUUCAGUGACUUACCAUUGAAGGGGUUUAAUCUGGGGAUGAGCAGGUUGUACAUGGGAGGGGAACAGUUGAUGUGCAACUGUUCUGUUUUAAAUAUUUGUAAAAUUCAGAAUGCAGGUGUGUCUUUGUGUGUGUGUGUGUGUGUGUGUGUGUGUGUUCCAACCAUUUUGCCUUCAGCUAAAGAGUGCAAAUAGCUGGUAGCUGAUUGAAUUAAAAAAAAAAUUCUCAGUGGGGUUUUGUAAGGUUGAAGCCUGUAUAUUCCUAAAGGAGAAUAUACAGAGUUCAAAGGAAAAUCCUUUGUUGUAAGUCUACAUACUGUAGAACCCUUAUGGGUUUUUCACAAAGGGACAAUCCAAAGAGCAUUCUAGGAUUGAUGAUUAAUUGAUUUUUAAAUGAGCAUAUCCAAGCUUGCAAGAAUUACAUAAAUGAUAGAGAAUGAUUAAAGCACACACAUCCAAUCUGGGGUAUACAUGGACAAAGUAAGCAACUCUACAAAUUUGGAAAGAAAUAAUUUCAACUACAUUCUUCUUUCUGCAAAAAUCCAUUCCAUUCUCCUACCAUUAAGCCCCUAAUGUGACAUACAGACAUGAGAUGCACUUUAAAGUAUUGAAGAGAUGGUGACAAGGAACACAGAGCACUUUCAAUAAUCAGGUACAUAAUAUUCAACAUUAAUCCUGUAAUAUGAUUGUUGAAGGAAGGUGUUUCUGAGUGGAACUCCAAACUGUUGUUUUAUUUUUUUUAAUCAAAACCUUUGAAUAUAGGUAAGAAAUCUAAAAUAACAAAUUAUAUCUAAGGAAUAAAGCUGUUAACAAAGAAUCAAAGUUAAUAACCCGAAAAUAUACAGAUUGCAUGUUCCUGAGAGAUUGUGAAAUGUAAAUUCCUUGCACAUCAGAAAACUUAAAGAACAGCUUUACCGCUGACCGUUACAAAGCUCUGAUACCGGAGACUCCUUCCAAACAUGGUAAAUAAACAUCUCUUCACAGAAAACGUCACCAUAUUAACAUUUGUACACUUUUUAAAAAUCUGUUUAGAUGGUACGUCCACCAUACAAGUCCCUUUGUAACUAUGCUUAUACUAUAUACUAUACUUUGUUACCAUAGAAACAAUAAUGUUAGCAAUAGAGCUACUGUCAGAUAUGCUGUUAUAGAAAGUUAAUUAAUACCUUCCUACCAAUCAGAUUCGAAAAUUCAACAGUGCUUUGUCUUUCAGAACUGAAAUAACUGCCAAAGAUGUCUAAUUAACAUGUUCAUACCAGCCAACAUAUGUGUUAAUCAGUUAAACUCAUUUUAUGGGUAACUACACAACAUGUAAUACUAAAACAUUCUACACUAUGUAGCACAUGUACUAUAGGCCAAGUAAUUAAAACGCUUGGCAUAAUCUGGUGCAACUGAAGACCUGUUUCUAUUUCACUUCAAAAAUUGUUGGUUAAUACAUGUUUUUAGUUCCUUUUUAGCGCAACUGAAAUAAUCAUCGUUUUUGUUGUCCUGUGUAUGAUGUGUAUAUGAAGCUUAGAAACAGCUUAGGUUUAUAGAUGUAUUAUAUAUAACUAUAGACAUAGUACUAAUUUGAAACCGCUCUAUAUUUUUGUUUUGAAGUGUAGUACAAAUCCUAUUUUGGGGCGAUAAUCAAAAAAAAUGACUGCAUUUAUACUAUUUAUUUGUAUCAAGUGCAAUAUCUAUGGUCUCAACUGUGGAGUUUGGAUUCAUGUCAUGUGAUUAAAUUAAUAAGUAUGUUACUCAAAGGGGAUAUGUAUUUAAUCAUGUCUUAUAUUUUGUUGCGUUCUGAUAUUAAUGAUAUGAGCUGGAGUGUGUUAGAGACAAUAAACAAUUUACUGGCUGUUGUUUUA